UACGUUUGUUAUUUAUUUAUUUAAAUCUCAGUUCUCAACUAUUUCUUCUUUGCAUCUGUAACAUAAGCACAAAAUACAAAUAGUAAAACAGUUUUCCUCUGCCAGUGCUGUGUCCUUUCCGCCCGCCACCGACUUUGCUUCUGCCCGCCGCUUCCGCCGCUACUUCCAGUGCUCGUUCUUUCCGGCACCUCUGCCAGUGCUGUGUCCUUUCCGCCCGCCACCGACUUUGCUUCUGCCCGCCGCUUCCGCCGCUACUUCCAGUGCUCGUUCUUUCCGGCAGCUACAAUUCAUUCAGGCAGCUGAGUUAGGGGUAUUGAGGCAAUAAUGGCUGAUUUUCAAACUUCCACUCACAAGGCUAAGUGGAUCUUUACUCCUCAACAGCUGGCUGAGAAGAACAAAACAAAUAAUCAAAGAGCCAAACAAAUGUUGGAGAAGUAUGGAACAACAAGAAUGGAAGUAGAUCUUGAUGGGUCCAUAACAUACCCUGAACCUCAAGUUAAUACAGGAGAAAAUGCUGAUAAGCAUUCUCGUCCAAAGUCACUUGGUGUUGAAGAAGAGCAAUAUAUGCGAGUGUACUAUGAGUAUAAACUUCGAGAAGUUUGCAGUGCCUUUUACUUUCCCCAUAAAAUUCAGGCAACAGCACUUAUAUACUUCAAAAGGUUUUACCUUCAAUGGUCGGUUAUGGAGCAUGAUCCAAAACACAUAAUGUUAACCUGUAUAUAUGCAGCUUGUAAGAUAGAGGAAAAUCAUGUAUCUGCAGAGGAGCUUGGUAAGGGGAUUUCUCAGGAUCAUCAAAUGAUUCUCAAUUAUGAGAUGAUUGUUCUUCAGAGUUUGCAAUUUGAUCUCAUUGUUUAUGCACCAUAUCGAUCAAUUGAAGGUUUUAUGUAUGAUAUGGAGGAAUUCUGCCAUGCAGCUGAUGACCAAAUUCAACUGCUGAAGGAUAUGCAAGCAUCUGCAGUAGCAGAAAUUGACAAACUUAUGUUUACUGAUGCACCGUUGCUUUUCCCUCCAGGGCAGUUAGCAUUGGCUGCUCUGCGAAGUGCAAAUGAGAUGCACCGAGUCAUUGAUUUUGAAAGAUACGUCAAUGACAUUCUAUCUCGUCAGAAUAUGGUGCACACGGUUUCAAAUUUCUUCGAAUCUCUGGAUACCAUAAUUUCUUGGAUAAAAAAGUACAAAUUUCCUACAGAAAAGGAUAUGAAGCACAUUAAUAGGAAGCUGAAGUCUUGUUGGGGUCAUGGCUCACAUGAGGAGUAUUUUUCAUAUGCUUGCUUAUUUUUAUACAAUUGUUGGCAGUGUGAUUUAUUCAUUCUAAGUUCUGACCCCACUCUAUUGUUUGGAAACAGUAAGAAACGAGAGAAGAAAUCGAAACAUAGAUCUCAUAAGAGUUCAAAGGAAACGCAAAAUCACCCAUCUGCGUGAUUGUAUGUUCUUCCUUGUAGAUUCACCAAUUCUGUUGUUCAGGGAAAUUUUACGAAUCCAAUUCUAUCUUUCGCUUAGCAAGGAAGUGUGUCAGAAUUCUUUCUCCUAAUAGACUUUUAUUUCGGAAGAAUCAAAAAAUAGAUUGGAGGGAAAAAGAAAGGUGUUAUGCAGUACAAGAUCCACUAUACAGCGAAGUUCCUCUAAGCUGAGAUUUUGUGAAGUUGUAAAGACGAUCAUUCUGAUAUAAUUCUGAACUGUAUAUUUUUGUUUUUCUAAUGCAUUUACACUUGUUAAAAGUUUUA
This is a messenger RNA of Mercurialis annua (annual mercury), 1721 nucleotides long. Its product is annotated as cyclin-H1-1. NCBI's taxonomy places the organism in Eukaryota, Viridiplantae, Streptophyta, Magnoliopsida, Malpighiales, Euphorbiaceae. Gene Ontology annotation, molecular function: cyclin-dependent protein serine/threonine kinase regulator activity. Gene Ontology annotation, biological process: regulation of transcription by RNA polymerase II; regulation of cyclin-dependent protein serine/threonine kinase activity. Gene Ontology annotation, cellular component: nucleus; transcription factor TFIIK complex. The record is from RefSeq and is a predicted model, not a curated record. The transcript is spliced from 15 exons. Bases 325 to 1419 code for a protein of 364 amino acids.